CAGGUGCCACCGGCCCUCCGCAACCGCCGGGCGCUCGGAAAUUUCUGGAGCUACGGCCUGAUGGCCUGUGUUCUGUUCUGGCCCCUCAGCCGCUUCCAGGUCUCGCUUUCCUAGUUCUCCUGUGUACUUCGCGACUAAGUUUUGGAGCAUCGGUUAACAGCUCGUGCGUGAAUUUGGCUUUCAUUCAUGAAUGAGGAACUAUUCUUGACACAAGCAUUUUAAAAGAGAAUUCCGUGCCAUGGCUUCAGCAGUCCUUAGCUCUGUUCUCACAACUGCCUCUCGUUUUGCCCUGUUACAAGUGGACAGUGGCAGUGGUUCUGAUUCGGAGCCUGGAAAAGGCAAAGGCCGGAACACUGGGAAGUCUCAAACUCUGGGAAGUAAAUCAACUACAAAUGAGAGAAAAAGAGAGAAAAGGAGAAAAAAGAAAGAGCAGCAACAGAGUGAAGCGAAUGAGCUCAGAAAUCUUGCUUUUAAGAAAAUUCCCCAGAAAUCCUCCCAAGUCAUUUGUAAUAUUCAACAUGAGCUUUCAUCGCCAGCCCCAGUACAAAAGGAUUCACAAGAAGAAAAUUGGCAAGAGUGGAGACAAAGGGAUGAACAGCUGACAUCUGAAAUGUUUGAAGCUGAUCUUGAGAAGGCAUUGCUGCUAAGUAAAUUAGAGUAUGAAGAACACAAAAAGGAUUAUGAAAAUGCUGAAAAUCCUUCAACUCAGCCAAAAGUUAUAUAUAAAAAAGAUAAAAGAAAGAAUCAUCAGGGAAAAGACAAACCUCUUACAGUGUCACUAAAAGAUUUUCAAUGUGAAGAUCAUAUUAAUAAAAAGACUGAGGAAUUGAGUUCUCAGACUUUAUCACAUGAUGGAGGAUUCUUCAAUAGACUGGAAGAUGAUGUUCAUAAAAUUCUUAUUAAAGAAAAAAGAAGAGAACAACUUACAGAAUACAAUGGAACAGAUAAUUGUACAGCUUCUGAAUACAACCAGGAGGUGGUUCUAAAAGAUGGAAGAAUUGAAAGACUGAAAUUAGAACUUGAAAGGAAAGAUGCUGAAAUUCAGAAGCUCAAAGCUGUGAUCACCCAGUGGGAGGCAAAGUAUAAAGAAGUAAAGGCAAGAAAUGGACAAUUACUAAAGAUGCUUCAGGAGGGAGAAAUGAAAGAUAAGGCAGAAAUACUUCUGCAAGUUGAUGAAUCACAGAGUAUCAAGAAUGAGCUAACCAUACAGGUGACUUCACUUCAUGCUGCUUUAGAACAAGAAAGAUCUAAAGUGAAAGUAUUACAGGCAGAAUUAGCCAAAUACCAGGGUGGCAGAAAAGGGAAAAGAAACUCUGAAUCUGACCACUGUAGGUGAUUACUUAGCCUUUAAAGUCAGCACAAGAGCUAAUAUUUACAGGAUUUUUGAAAAAAAAUGUGUAUAUUUAAUGCUGUCCAACUGCUUAACUAUGUGUUGUUUUUGAAGGAACUAAAAGCAACUAGCUCACUCCUAGUCUACAAUUUUAUGUUCUUUUGGUUUAACGUUAAAAGAAAAAAUAUAGAAUUCCAGCAGAACACAGUGAUUAUUGUUUACUACCCAAUCUUCAUAUCACUUUAGUUUUUCAUCAGUCAAUAAAAUCAAAUUACUUUACCACUAA
Nannospalax galili (Upper Galilee mountains blind mole rat) is the source of this 1616-nucleotide messenger RNA. RefSeq names its product G kinase anchoring protein 1 (gene Gkap1). The coding region runs from base 239 to 1336 and encodes 365 amino acids. NCBI's taxonomy places the organism in Eukaryota, Metazoa, Chordata, Mammalia, Rodentia, Spalacidae. The transcript has 12 exons. The record is from RefSeq and is a predicted model, not a curated record. Gene Ontology annotation, cellular component: Golgi apparatus. Gene Ontology annotation, biological process: signal transduction.